UUGGCAGAGAGCCCCGCAGUCCUUCGUGGAAAGCGGCUCAGGCGGGGUGAUGGCUGCGGCGACGCGCACAGCGCCCCGCGCCCGAGAAAUCUUCACCACGCUGGAGUACGGACCCGCGCCGGAGAGCCACGCAUGCGCACUGCUCCUCUUGAAAAUCCAAUCCUCAGAGUUGGCAAGCUUUGGCUCACAGUUCCUGACAAAAAUCAUCUGGAUCCAGUAGCGACUGUUUUUAGACAAGUCCUGAAUUCCCAGUCUCCAGCAGGCCCCCUUCUCGCACUAAUAUGGCCUGGCAGCACCCUGCGGACAUUCUUUUAGAGGCCUGGCUGGACACCCAGGACCGGCACUUGGGUCACUAUGUAAAUGGAAAGUGGUUAAAGCCGGAACGUAGGAAUUCAGUGCCUUGCCAGGAUCCCAUCACAGGAGAGAACUUGGCCAGUUGCCUCCAGGCCCAGGCGGAGGAUGUGGCGGCAGCCGUGGAGGCAGCCAGGACCGCGUUGGAGAACUGGAGCACGCUCCCCGGAGCCCGUCGGGCCCAGCACCUGACCAGGCUGGCCAAGAUGAUCCAGAAGCACCAGCGCCUGCUGUGGACCCUGGAGUCCCUGGUUACUGGACGGGCCGUUCGAGAGGUUCGAGACAGGGAUGUCCCGCUGGCCCAGCAGCUGCUCCAGUACCAUGCAGUCCAGGCACACACCCAGGAGGAGGCGCUGGCAGGCUGGGAGCCCAUGGGAGUAAUUGGUCUCAUCGUGCCACCCACAUUCUCCUUCCUUGAGAUGAUGUGGAGGAUUUGCCCUGCCCUGGCUGUGGGCUGCACUGUGGUGGUCCUCGUGCCCCCAGCCUCCCCGGCGCCCCUCCUCCUGGCCCAGCUGGCAGGAGAACUGGGCUCAUUCCCAGGAAUCCUCAACAUGAUCAGUGGCCCUACCUCCCUGGGGCCAGUCCUGGCCUCCCAGCCUGGAGUCCAGAAGGUGGCCUUCUGUGGAGCUGUCGAGGAAGGACGUACCCUUCGGCGGACCCUGGCGGGCCAGGGUCUCGAGCUGAGCCUGGCCCUGGGGGCCGAGUCGCUGCUGCUGCUGACAGAGGCAGCUGAUGUGGACUCGGCUGUGGAGGGUGUCGUGGAUGCAACCUGGUCCGACCGCAGCCAGGGCGGCCUCAGGCUUCUCAUCCAGGAGUCUGUGUGGGAUGAGACGAUGACACGGCUCCAGGCGCGGAUGGGGCGGCUUCGGGUUGGCCGAGGGCUGGACGGGGCUGUAGACAUGGGGGCCCGAGGGGCUGCCGCACGUGACCUGGCCCAGCGCUAUGUGCACGAGGCCCAGAGCCAGGGUGCGCAGGUGUUCCAGGCUGGCGAUGUGCCCUCAGACAGCCCAUUCUAUCCACCAACCUUGAUCUCUGACCUGCCCCCAGCCUCCCCAUGUGCCCAGACUGAGGUGCCAUGGCCUCUGGUGGUGGCCUCCCCAUUCCGCACAGCCAAGGAGGCCCUGGCAGUGGCCAACGGGACGCCCCGAGGAGGCAGUGCCAGCGUGUGGAGCGAGAGGCUGGGGCAGGCCCUAGAGCUGGGCUACAGGCUCCGGAUGGGAAUAGUGUGGAUCAAUGCCCACGGCCUCAGAGACCCUGCCGUGCCCACAGGUGGCUGCAAGGAGAGUGGGUCUUCCUGGCACGGGGGCCCAGAUGGUCUCUAUGAGUAUCUGCGGCCCUCAGGGACUCCUGCCCGGCAGCCCUCCCUUUCCGAGAAUCUGAACUAUGACACCUUUGGCCUUGCUGUCCCCUCCACCCUUCCAGCUGGGCCUGAAACAGGGCCCAGCUCAGCACCCCCCUAUGGGCUUUUCGUGGGGGGCCGUUUCCAGGCUCCUGGGGCCCGGAGCUCCAGGCCCAUCCAGGAUUCCCACGGCAAUCUCCAUGGCUACGUGGCUGAGGGCGGAGCCAAGGACAUCCGCGGUGCUGUGGAGGCUGCCCACCAGGCUGCCCCUGGCUGGGUGGGCCAGUCGCCAGGGGCUCGGGCAGCCCUCCUGGGGGCCCUGGCGGCUGCGCUGGAGCGCAGGGAGUCCGCACUGGCCGCGAGGCUGGAGAGGCACGGAGUGGAGCUCAAGGUCGCCAAGGCCGAGGUGGAGCUGAGUGUGAGGCGGCUUCGGGCUUGGGGGGCCCGGGCCCAGGCCCAGGGCCACACCCUGCAGGUAGCAGAGCUGAGAGGUCCCGUGCUCCGGCUGAGGGAGCCGCUGGGUGUGCUGGCUAUCGUGUGCCCGGACGAGUGGCCCCUGCUGGCCUUCGUGUCCCUGCUGGCCCCCGCCCUGGCCCACGGCAACACUGUGGUCUUGGUGCCCAGCGGGACCUGUCCCAUCCCCGCCUUGGAGGUCUGCCAGGAUGUGGCCACCUUGUUGCCAGCAGGCCUGGUGAACGUGGUCACAGGCGACCGUGACCACCUGACCCGCUGCCUGGCCUUGCACCAGGACGUCCAGGCCCUGUGGUAUUUCGGAUCUGUCCAGGGCUCCCAGUUUGUGGAGUGGGCCUCAGCAGGAAACCUGAAGCCAGUGUGGGUGAACAGGGGCCUCCCGCGGGCCUGGGAUCAGGACGCUGAGGGGGCAGGUCCAGAGCUGGGGCUGCGGGCAGCACAGACCAAGGCCCUGUGGCUGCCCAUGGGAGACUGACGCCUGUGUACCACCACCGCAUCUUGGACGGAGGAGAGAUGGGUGCAAACUGUCACCAGACGCCUGAGACUUUCCUCUUAUGAUGGUUCCCGUGCUCUCUAAGACACCCUGACCAACCUCGGCUGGGCUUCUGAGGGGAGGGAGACAGCAAGCUGCAACUUCUGGUCUCUUUGAGGCCAUUUGAGUUCUGAGACUUGGCAGCCCAGUGGGCUGGCUCCAGAACCACACAGUGUUUAUGAAACCGAUAAGGGGACCUUGGAAGCCCCAGCCAAGGCCAUGGGGCCUCUCGUCUCUUCUGGUCUGCUCCAUCCGGUGGCUCCUGCUCUUUAACUUUGUCUCCUCCUGCAUUGCCUCAGAAUCCAUAGGGUGCUGGUCUAAAAUAAAAUUCAGUAGCUCUCUGCAAUAAAACAAAAGCCCUGGUAAGUGA
Equus caballus (horse) is the source of this 3063-nucleotide messenger RNA. It is a transcript of the gene ALDH16A1, whose product is annotated as aldehyde dehydrogenase 16 family member A1. The record is from RefSeq and is a predicted model, not a curated record. Gene Ontology annotation, molecular function: oxidoreductase activity, acting on the aldehyde or oxo group of donors, NAD or NADP as acceptor. NCBI's taxonomy places the organism in Eukaryota, Metazoa, Chordata, Mammalia, Perissodactyla, Equidae.